AUGCCCCCUGAUAGGUUCUCUCCGGAAGGGAAUGUGAAGUAUCCAAUAGCCAACCAUGUUUCAUGCAAUAGUCUUACACCGGAGCGUCAAGCUUUGGUGGACAAUCUGGAGUCUAUUCAAGUACCAACCCAAGUUGAGGAAACUCUGAAGGAUCCAAAGUGGGCAAAAGCAAUGGAUGAAGAAAUGUUGGCAUUACAUAAAAAUCAUACCUGGGAAGUGACAGUUCUACCCAAAGGAAAAAAGACAAUUGGGUGUCGGUGGGUGUUUACAAUUAAAUACAAAGCUGACAGAUCAAUAGACAGGUACAAAGCAAGACAAGAUAAAGUGACACCCUUAAUCAUCUAUAUAGAUGACAUGAUUAUAAUAGGAGAUGAUUUUGAUGGGAUUUUGAAGUUGCAGGGAAACCUUGCCACCGAGUUUGAAAUGAAGACCCUAGGGGAUUUGAAGUAUUUUCUUGGGGUUGAAGUUGCUUACUCAUCUAAAGGGUGUAAGUUGGUAGAUAUUUUCAUUGUUGAAAAACAUCAUCUAUAUUUAGAUCCAAAUCAGAAAUCAGUUGAUAAAGUCUACACUAGGAAAAAAAGUUUGUAUCAUUUGAAGAUUGAAAGGUUCACGGAUGCUGAUUGGGCAGGUGAUGUAAAUGAUAGGCAAUCUACUUCUGGGUAUUUUACUUUUGUUAGAGGGAAUCUGAAACUUUUUUGGGGUCUUGGGUUCAAGCUGAAGAAGACCAUGAAAUUGUGUUGUGAUAACAAAUCAGUGAGAGAUAUAGCUGAUAAUCCAAUGCAGCAUGAUAGGACAAAGCAUGUGGAGGUUGAUUGA
This is a messenger RNA of Pyrus x bretschneideri (Chinese white pear), 816 nucleotides long. RefSeq lists its product as uncharacterized. The transcript is spliced from 5 exons. Lineage: Eukaryota; Viridiplantae; Streptophyta; Magnoliopsida; Rosales; Rosaceae. The coding region runs from base 1 to 816 and encodes 271 amino acids. The record is from RefSeq and is a predicted model, not a curated record.